GACCGACCGUCGCCCAGGUUGUGUCGAAAGCAUCCUGGGUUUAGCAACAACUAGCUUCUCACAAUAAAUACAAAGUUGGGCGUAAAUAUUAUACCAAUGGGCGAGUGUUUGAAUGGACUCAAGUUGAGACAACGAAGGUGCGGAAGCAGCAUAAUGGGCCAUUAAAAACAUGCUUCGGUCGCCGGUGUCGAAAGUGGUUAGUUACAACGAACUAAAUAUUAGCGUUAGCCGACGUUUAAACUUUGACGGCCAUCAGGCUAUCGUCGCUGCAACUGUAUUAAAGCAGCAACAGCACAUACUUUACUUGGUGCUGUAACUUAAUUGCACACUUAAAAGUGUCGAACAGUUCCUAAACAGCAGUCUAAUAUGUUUAGCUGUGGUUCAUGUUAAAUCAGUCUUAACGUUGUCACCAAGUUAUUAAUAAUGACUGACGCUACCGGUGAGCAGCUAAUGCUAACAUUAGACAGUUAACCUACAAGUUGUAUAUUAGUUGUUAUUUGUGUGGGGGGGUUAUUGUAAAUCAGUGCCGCUGGUCAUUGUGGACAUAGUGGAGGCAAACGCGGUAUCUUGUAUUCGAGUAAUUUGCCUCUCUGUGUGAAUCUAUUUUUUAUGUAGGUCAGUUGAAUGAUAUAAAUAAUGCAAAACACCACGAUGUCAAAGACACGGGGAUUAAGGUUGGAAAAGCAGUAUUGUCUAAAAAACACAGCUGUUCAGUCCCUGCGAUAAUCCAUAUACACAUGAGGCUUCCGCGGCAUAGUCGUAAUUGCUAAAACCGUGAAGUCAUAUCUAGCACGUAAGAAAUUACUUGGAUUCUCAGUUAACAGUCCGAAGGCAACAAUCAACUUUUCUUUGCGUUAUGUCUGGGGACACAUCGAGUGGUGAUGAAUCUGACUCAAAAUCCAAUGAAAAGGCUUUUACCGUCAGUCAUAUCACCAAUGCUAACCUCACGGGUCAUGCUGAGAGAGUUGGCAUGGAGAACUUUGAGCUGCUUAAAGUCUUGGGCACAGGAGCGUACGGAAAAGUGUUCCUGGUCAGAAAGAACAGCGGCCAUGACGCAGGCCAGCUUUAUGCUAUGAAGGUGUUAAAGAAAGCAGCUAUUGUACAAAAGGCAAAAACAACAGAACACACACGCACAGAGAGGCAGGUGCUGGAGCACAUCCGCCAGUCUCCCUUCCUGGUCACACUCCACUAUGCCUUCCAGACGCAGAGCAAACUGCAUCUUAUUCUGGACUACGUGAGCGGAGGGGAGAUGUUCACACAUUUGUACCAGCGUGAUCAUUUUCCCGAGGAGGCAGUGCGGAUUUAUAUUGGGGAAAUAAUCCUAGCUUUGGAGCACCUGCAUAAGCUUGGGAUCGUUUACCGAGACAUUAAGUUGGAAAACAUUCUCCUGGACAGUGAAGGCCAUGUGGUAUUGACAGAUUUUGGACUCAGCAAAGAGUUUCUGGAAGAAGAGAAGGAAAGAACAUACUCGUUCUGCGGCACCAUUGAGUACAUGGCGCCUGAAAUCAUCAGGGGAAAGACUGGCCAUGGCAAGUCAGUGGAUUGGUGGAGCCUCGGCAUCCUGAUGUUUGAGCUGCUGACGGGUGCAUCUCCGUUCACCUUGGAAGGAGAGAGGAACUCACAGAGUGAGGUGUCAAAACGCAUUUUGCGUUGUGAUCCGCCGUUCCCCUCUAUGAUUGGAACGACUGCUCAGGAUCUCCUGAAAAAGCUAUUAGUCAAAGAUCCACACAGGAGACUCGGCUCUGGACCCAGGGGCGCUGAAGACAUCAAAGCACAUCCUUUCUUUAAGGGAUUAAACUGGACCGAAUUGGCAGAGAAGAAAGUCCCAAGUCCGUUCAAACCAGAGCUGAAGAACGAACUGGAUGUGGGAAACUUUGCCGAGGAGUUUACCGGGAUGGACCCUGUCUACUCUCCAGCCAGCACACCACCAAGCACCGAUCGUCUUUUUAAGGGAUACUCGUUUAUCGCUCCUUCCAUUCUGUUCAAUAAGAACGUGGUCAUGGGAGACUUCGUAGAAGCUCAGAUUAGUCCUGAUCGACCAGCUUCUGCUUCAGUCCAGCGCAGUGCAAUGUUACAGGAAUCCCAGUUUUUUCACCACUACGACCUGUGUCUUCAAGGACCACCCCUAGGGGAGGGGAGUUUUUCUGUGUGCAGGAAAUGCAGACACAAGCAGAGUGGCCACGAGUAUGCAGUGAAGAUUGUAAGCCGCAGAAUGGAGUCCAACACUCAGAGGGAGAUUGCUGCGUUGAGGCAGUGUGAAGCUCACCCCAACAUUGUCAAGCUUCACGACGUCUACACUGAUCAGUAUCACACGUAUUUGGUGAUGGAGCUACUCCAGGGUGGGGAGUUGCUGGAAAGGAUCAAGAAGAAGAAACUUUUUGGCGAGGCGGAAGCCAGUCAGCUGUUGCAGAGCCUGGUCUCAGCCGUCAGCUUCAUGCAUGGCGUCGGCGUUGUACACCGAGAUCUCAAACCGGAGAAUGUGCUGUUUACAGAUGAAGGCGAGGAAUCUGUGCUUAAAGUCAUAGACUUCGGAUUUGCCCGCCUGUGUCCCGCUGGUAGCGCCCCCCUCCAGACCCCUUGCUUUACGCUGCAGUACGCCGCACCUGAACUUUUUGACAGCGCCGGCUAUGACAAGUCCUGUGACCUCUGGAGCCUAGGGGUCAUCCUUUACACCAUGCUGUCAGGCCAGGUGCCAUUUCAGAGCGAACAGUGUGGUAUGACCUCCUCGUAUGCCGCCGACAUCAUGCAGAAGAUAAAAGAAGGCGAUUUCUCAUUGGACGGAGAGGCCUGGAAGGGCGUGUCCGAAGAGGCUAAGGAGCUUGUUAAAGGUCUGCUCACAGUGGAUCCAGAGAAUCGCCUCAAACUGUCUGAUUUGAAGGAGAACAGUUGGCUGCACGGAGGAGCGUCCAUGUCCACCACCCCUUUGUGCACUCCUGAUGUGCUGGAGUCCAGUGGACCGACCGUUCGCACUUACGUCAACGCUACUUACAAGGCUUUUAACCGCGGUAAGAGGGAGGGCUUCUUUCUGAAAAGUGUCGACAACGCUCCGCUUGCCAAGCGAAGGAAGCUCAAGAUGACGAGCACCGGCGUAGAGACCCGAUGGAGUUCGUCGUCGUCUUCCUCCUCGUCCUCCACUUCAUCAUCUGCCUCGGCAACUGCGUCCAAAGCCCAAGCGAAACAAACUGUGAACCCGAAGGGUAGCUAACCUGAUCGUCAGGUGAAGAACUGUUGUUAAAAAAAAAAAAAAAAAAAGUGGUUUGUCUGUACUGUGAAGACAAGAAGUCCUCCCAACGGUAAUGGAAAGACUUUUUUCCUUUUAGAAAUCAUCAUGAUAAACCAAAAGACUGCCAUGGGGUAAGUGCCGAGUUUUUCCAAACAGGAAACUUUAUUCCACGUUUAACGCCGUGUCUCUUUUUUUUUUUCUUCAAAAUCAAAUCUGUAUUUAGAAAAAAAAAAUAUGGAAAAGUGUGGGACAAGUGGAGGAGGUUUAGUUUUUUAAUGCCACUUUACUUUUAAACAGUAUUCUCUCACUGUCAUAUGGUGACGCGAACACUAAAAGUUUGGAGUAUAGAUUAUCGUUCUCCACUCCGGGGUUGGUAACAAUGCCUGGCGAUAAAGGGGGAGGGGAAAAAAAAAAAAGGGAAAAAGCAGCCAUAAAUUAGCAGAAGCCAUACAUAACAGCAAAGUAGUGAACGUGAAUAGACAAUAUCAACAGAGCCAAUGUGAUAAAAACAGACGUUUGUACAGUGCAGAAAGAUUUUUUUUUUUUUAAUUUUUUUUCUUCAAACAUACUUUAUUUACAUUACCUUUACCAUGUGUUUGGAUGAAAUGCAGGUUCCCGGAAGAGUAUUCAUUUUAUUCUCGUACUUGUACAGAAAUCAUAUUGAAAUGUGUAGUCUGUAUACAGAUAAAUGUAAUUUUAACAAGAUCACGAAAAAAAAAAAUCAUAUUUUAAUUUAGUGGAAUGAUCUUAAGUCUCAUGAGUAGUUUCUUCCGUGACACGAUAUCAAAUUGACAAAUUCCAACUACAGACAGUGCAGGCCAGUCAGCAACAGUACGUCAGAGUGUAGUUUUCGAAUCAUUCGUUCGUCAGUAGAAGCUGUACAAACACAUGGAGACAGCCGUGACGAAACGACAUGCGACAUUUCGCAUCAGGCUUUUUUUUUUUUUUUUGUAAAAUACUUCCAUUGUUGUGCUGAACACGUCGGGCAUGCUUUCUGUUGUGAUGAUCAUAUAAAUAUAUGUAUAUAUAUAUUAUAUUUGAAUGUUUUCUAAAUUUGAAUAUUUUUUUUUGGGCCCCGGGUCUGUCACAAAACUUGAAUGUCUCUGUGAACGGAGGCAUUAACCGCCUGCUCCUCUCACUUGCCUUGUGCUUUUGUGAAUCCUAAAAAGCUGCUCUCAGUUGGACCCACCACACCAGCGCCACCUGCGGCUAUCACAUGAGAAUUACAUGAAGUCAAGUUUUUACCGGUGACCCGACCCUGUGGUCGGUUCCGAGCUGUAACAUUUUUGUCUUUUUGAGUCAAUUUUAAAUAUUGCAUAUCUCCAAAGUUGACGCGUUACAGAACAAUGCAUUAAUCACGACUUUAAAACCGCUUCUUGAAAUCUAAAAGUUUUUUGUGUAAAUACACUUCAAUACGUUGAAGCGAAAAAAAAAAAGUUGUAUGUUAUGUUUUUAAAUUUGAUAUUAGUCUUCUGAUGAAAUGAUGUUGUAAUGGUUUUUUGUGUGUGUGUGUGCGUGUGUGUGUGUGUUUGUUGCACAGAGGAAUGAUCAAUUGAACACAUUUCAGCUUUAAAGGUGCUUUUACUGAUAUUUAUUACCUGGAGAUGAUUUUAAUGCUGUGGUAAUGGAAUUGUCAUCGUUUGGCUUCAGUUGUGUAUAAAGUGGGAAGAGAGAGAGAGAGAGAGAGAGAGUGUUCGUGCGUGAGAGUGGCACCGAAAGAUUGGACGAACUGUUAUUCGCGUAACCCGAUGAUGCAUUUUUGCAAGUUACUGUAUUCUUGUCCUGUCGGUUGCCUUUGUCUCUUUGGAGAGAAACGGUUGUUUGUGUUGUUUGGGAAAAAAUUACAUUUUUACCUUGAAACUGUUUUCUCGAUGUCGAUAUUCCUUUUUUGACGUAUCAAUUGUUAUGAUUUCCUUUUUUUUAUUUUUACGAGAUUGCACUGUUAACCAUGUGAUCCCUGGGAGCCUAUUGGUUGCACCAUCUUGUUCCUCCUUGUUGGUGUGAAAUAAACGGGACUUUGAAAUAAACGACCUAUCCAUUUU
This is a messenger RNA of Cynoglossus semilaevis (tongue sole), 5265 nucleotides long. RefSeq names its product ribosomal protein S6 kinase, polypeptide 4 (gene rps6ka4). Gene Ontology annotation, biological process: protein phosphorylation; intracellular signal transduction. The record is from RefSeq and is a predicted model, not a curated record. The transcript has 19 exons. Gene Ontology annotation, molecular function: protein serine/threonine kinase activity; magnesium ion binding; ATP binding. Bases 857 to 3205 code for a protein of 782 amino acids. Lineage: Eukaryota; Metazoa; Chordata; Actinopteri; Pleuronectiformes; Cynoglossidae.